Messenger RNA from Argiope bruennichi, 2212 nucleotides. RefSeq names its product choline O-acetyltransferase-like. Gene Ontology annotation, biological process: neuromuscular synaptic transmission; acetylcholine biosynthetic process. NCBI's taxonomy places the organism in Eukaryota, Metazoa, Arthropoda, Arachnida, Araneae, Araneidae. Gene Ontology annotation, cellular component: cytoplasm; neuron projection. Bases 49 to 1950 code for a protein of 633 amino acids. Gene Ontology annotation, molecular function: choline O-acetyltransferase activity. The record is from RefSeq and is a predicted model, not a curated record. The transcript is spliced from 14 exons.
UGCAAAGAACAUCGUAUCAUCAAGGCACUCAUCAACAGACGUAGGAUUAUGAACCAAGCCAUGGAAGACUUACAGGAGCUUCCCCACCAGCCCGUCCCCGACCUGUCGCGGACCCUGAACCGGUAUCUGACGGGUCUGAGGGCCGUCGUCCCCGCCGCCCAGUACGAUGCCACGCGGCAAAUCGUCGAACAGUUUCGGGAAGAGACCGGGCCCAAGCUGCAGGAAGAACUCCGACAACUGGCCAACAAUGUAGACAACUGGGCGACGUAUUUCUGGCUGGACGAUAUGUACCUCAAGAACCCGAUACCUCUGCCCGUCAACUCCAGCCCCUUCUUCCUUCUCCCCAAGCAGACUUUCCACUCAAGUAACGAUCAACUAAGGUUUGCCGCCAAAAUCAUCCUUUUCGCUCUCGACUACAAAAAGAAAAUAGACAGCAAUGAACUACCUCCUGAUCUCGUUCCUUCCCGUGGAGGAAAGCCCUCUCACCUGUGCAUGGACACGUACCACCACUUUUUUCCAGCAUACAGAAGACCUGGAGAACAAAAGGACGAACUCGUCAUGUCCGACCAACAAGACAGCAAACAUCCUUGGAACGUAGUGGUAGCAUGCAAAAACCAGUUUUUCUCAUUGCAAGUGAAGGCCCCCGACUCCGAAGAACUACCGCCAGAAGACACACUUGUGGACCAACUACGCCAAAUUACUCAGAUGGCAAAGGAUAAAGAAAACAUUCAGCCACCGGUCGGACUUCUUACUACAGAAAAUAGACAAACGUGGGCAAAGCUAAGACACAGGAUGCUGAAACGCAACGUGAACUCGGUGAGCUUGUCCAUCCUGGAGAACUGCCUGUUCGUCGUGUGCCUCGACGACGGGACGAGGUCGGUGCCCAGUUACUCCACCAUCCGUAAAGAUUCCACCACCCUGGAAUUGACCACCAUGGCUGGUCAUGUGCUUCACGGUAGUGGCACGGACGCAGGCACCGCCAACAGGUGGUACGAUAAAUUCCUUCAGGCCGUCAUAACAAGAGACGGAGUUGUGGGAUUCGUGGUGGAACACUCCGCUUCGGAGGGAAUCACGGUCCUCCGAUUCUGCGAAGAAUUUCUGCAGGCAAUAUCAUCCGAAUCUUCGGAAAACAGCACAAGUGCUACCACCUCUUCUUUCCGCCUACCUACAGCUCUAACUUGGGAAAUUGAUGAUGAAAUAUCUUUAGCCAUACAAGAAGCAAGCAAGAAAAUGAACAAGUUAUGCAAUGAUUUAGAUCUGUUUGUGCAUCGUUUUACAAAAUAUGGAAAAGAUUUCAUUAAAAAACACAAGAUGAGUCCCGAUGCCUUCAUACAAGUAGCACUCCAACUCACUUAUUACAAAGUCCAUCGAAAAUUGGUGUCCACUUACGAAAGUGCUUCGUUAAGAAGAUUCUAUAAAGGAAGAGUGGAUAAUAUACGAGCAGCAACGGCUGAAGCUCUAGCAUGGGUUAAAGCAAUGUGUGACAGUCAGCAGGUCACUGAAGAAACAAAAGUUCAGCUAUUCCAGGCGUGUAUAAAGAAGCAAACAGAAAUACUACUUUACACAAUAAAUGGAGAGGGACCAGACAACCACUUGUUAGCUUUGAGAGAAAUUGCCAAAGCUAAAAACUACCCAGAUCUGCCUAUCUUCCAAGACAAGUCUUACUGGGAAUUCCUUAACUUCAGACUAUCGACCAGCCAGUUACCUACUAAGUCUGGCGUUCUCGUCGGUUACGGCCCAGUUGUCCCCGAUGGCUAUGGCUGUUCCUACAACCCAUGCGAGGACCACAUAGAUUUCUGCGUUUCGUCUUUCUUCAGUUCCAAAGAAACUAGCUCCGAUUUUUUCGCUCACAGCCUGGAGGGCAGCCUUCUGAAUAUGGGCGAGAUCUGCGAGAAGAUGAGUCAAAUGGAACAGGAAGCAAAGCAAGCCAGCGCCACGCCACAACAGUAAAUAACCAUAUCGAUUCGAUGCUAGUCCUGAUUCAGAAUAUCACUUCAAAAUUUGAAUCUGUUUUCAAAUUUUGAUCUUUCAAUCAUUUGAAACUCGUUUUUUAUGAUAUUGGCGGAAUGCAGCUUUCCAUUCUUUGGUGCAUAAUUAUUGGUUAAAAAUAUCAGGAGAGAUGAAAACCAUUUUCAGUCAAUUGAAAGAUAGAUAAUCUUUUCAUUUUUGCUUAAAAAAAGUAUAGCCACAAACCGAAACAUUUGAUUUAUCA